Molecule: messenger RNA, 785 nt
Organism: Mastomys coucha (southern multimammate mouse)
Lineage: Eukaryota; Metazoa; Chordata; Mammalia; Rodentia; Muridae
Gene: Rbp7
Product: retinol binding protein 7
Exons: 4
Coding region: 195-599 (134 amino acids)
Biological process (GO): fatty acid transport
Cellular component (GO): cytosol; nucleus
Molecular function (GO): fatty acid binding
Source: RefSeq, a predicted model, not a curated record
AGCACGGAGCUUGUGGGGAAGGAAAGCUAGGAGGGAUAACCAACCGGGUGUUUCCAGGGCUCCCCACCCCCAGCUUCCCUGUCCCCUCCUGAGGUCCCUUCGGGGCCCCAUCCUGGCCCCGCCCCCGCCCCAUUGACAAUAUAGGGCACCACUGCCGGUGCUCUCAGGCUUUGGCUGCCGACGGACACCCAACCAUGCCGGCAGACCUCAGCGGUACCUGGAACCUUCUCAGCAGCGACAACUUCGAGGGCUACAUGCUGGCUCUGGGCAUUGACUUUGCAACUCGGAAGAUCGCCAAGUUGCUGAAGCCUCAGAAAGUGAUAGAGCAAAAUGGGGACUCCUUCGCCAUCCACACGUGUAGCAGCCUGAGGAACUACCUUGUAAAGUUCAAAGUUGGAGAAGAAUUUGAGGAGGAUAACAAAGGCCUGGAUAACAGAAAAUGCACGAGCCUGGUUACCUGGGAGAAUGACAAACUCACUUGUGUACAGAAAGGAGAGAAGAAAAACAGAGGCUGGAGUCACUGGAUCGAAGGGGACCAGCUCCACCUGGAAAUGUUCUGUGAAGGCCAGGUGUGCAAACAAACCUUCGAGAGAGCCUGAGCCAUGUCCAACAACAAAGCCCACUCCGGGUAACCACCCAAUGCCAACUUAUCUUGCAGAAGGAACAGGUGUUUGUCUGUUUGGGGUUGAUCAAGGGCCUUAUAACUGGAAAGAUGUCACACAGCCUGUACGAGAAACUAUUUCAUUUCAGGACAGUUUCAGCUCCAAUAAACCUGUUCAAAUGAU